GAAAAAGCAGUCCAGUCCACUUUGCCAAGCCUAAAAGGAUGCCUCCACUGAAUGUGGCACUCGCUUGGGGUUUCUCAUCCAACACGUUUCUCUAGUAAGCAGCCAAGAGGGAAACCCAUCACUGGCUACAAGGGGGAGGAUUGAAGAAGGCUGGUUUUUCUCUCCCUUUCCCUCUCCUCCAUCCUUGGAAAAACUGAAUAGCACUGGAUGCAGUGAAAAAAGCUUCCUGUCUGGGACUGGAUUUGCCUGAAUGAAAGGGAAAAUGCUGUUCUUUUAUUCAGGCAGGAGAAAACCUGGGCUGAAAAUACCUAAAGAAGCAUUUGAACAACCACAGACAAGCUCUACGCCACCUAGAGAUUUGGACUCCAAAGCCUGCAUCAAUAUUGGUGACAAGAACUUUGAAGUCAAAGCUGAUGACCUGGAGCCAAUAUCAGAAUUGGGACGUGGUGCCUAUGGGGUGGUAGAGAUGAUGCGGCAUAUGCCCAGUGGGCAAAUUAUGGCAGUGAAGCGAAUCCGAGCAACAGUAAACAGCCAAGAACAGAAGCGGUUGUUGAUGGACCUAGACAUUUCCAUGAGGACAGUAGACUGCCACUUCACUGUCACUUUCUACGGUGCACUGUUUCGAGAGGGAGAUGUGUGGAUUUGCAUGGAACUGAUGGACACGUCAUUGGACAAGUUCUACAAGCAAGUCAUUGACAAAGGCUUGACGAUUCCUGAAGAUAUCUUAGGAAAGAUAGCUGUCUCAAUUGUAAAAGCACUAGAGCAUCUACACAGUAAGCUCUCUGUAAUUCAUAGAGAUGUCAAACCCUCCAAUGUACUGAUCAAUACACUGGGACAGGUGAAGAUGUGCGAUUUUGGAAUUAGUGGUUACCUCGUUGACUCUGUGGCCAAGACGAUGGAUGCUGGCUGUAAACCUUACAUGGCACCUGAAAGAAUCAACCCAGAACUAAACCAAAAGGGAUACAAUGUCAAAUCUGAUAUUUGGAGCCUGGGCAUUACAAUGAUCGAACUGGCAAUCUUGCGGUUUCCAUACGACUCCUGGGGGACGCCGUUCCAGCAGCUGAAACAGGUGGUGGAAGAGCCGUCGCCACAACUCCCAGCAGACAAGUUCUCAGCAGAUUUUGUUGAUUUUACCUCACAGUGCUUGAAGAAGAAUUCCAAAGAAAGGCCAACAUAUUCUGAGCUAAUGCAACACCGUUUCUUCACCCUGCAUGAAUCCAAAGAGACAGACGUGGCUUCUUUUGUCAAGCUCAUCCUGGGAAACUGAGAAAGGACUUGUACAUGAUUUCCCCCUUUUAUGGACUGGUGGGUUUAGGAGGUGGGGCACAUGCCAGAGCAACAGCGUUCAUCAAAUGAGAACCAGUAGGAGAACCUGCCACUGGCCACUGUUUUUUCUUCUCCUUUCUCCCCUUUUUGGUAAAAUACUACCCACUCAUCGCUCUUGAAGGCCUUUAAAGGGUUCUUUGAUAUCCAUAAUGGCAUAGAAUGAACUGGUUAGUGAAAUGAAUUUUAUUAAGUUUGUCAGCUGCAAACAAGGAUAUAUAUAUAUAUAUAUAUAUAUACACACACACACACACACACACACACAUUUAACAAGUGAAUUGAGGACAGUCAAGAGUUCUAUAACCAUCUUCUCAUCUCCUCAUACUUGGUUCCCUGUCAACCAGAUUUGCUUUUGUUUAUGGUAAUAGGUGCUAUGGUAGUUAUGAAGUUCUAUGUAGAGUUAUAUUUUGUUUUUACCAUUAUUUUAAUAUUUAUGUUAAGUGCUUGAUUUUAAUAGAAUCUUAGUUUUUUGUGUUUAUGUGAGAAUUAAAUGGUGAACAAUAUUGACAGCUAUAACAGCUAAAGCUACAAAGAUUAGUAUUUAUACGGCUUUGUUGGAGAAAGGAGAAUGGGAAAGGCAUGGGCCAUAUAGAUGUAUGUGGGGCGGUGGAGUGGACUAAUUUAAAUUUAAGGAAGCGUUUGUCUUAUAUAUUAGCCCAAUAAUAUCUGUAUCAUGCUUUAGGUGAUACCUGGAAAUGGUAUUUCUUUUGCAAGAGCAUCAAAAGAAUGCAAAUGUGUGAUUUUUGUGGUUGCUCUUAUCUCUUUGGUUUGGUUUAUAUCUACAAUCACUGAUGGUUCUUGAUACCUAAAAAAGAUAGUCCCAGGGGAUCUGGGUUUACCCAAGUGAAAAUUAUAGAAAUCUGUUAAGAAGUAUCCAAAAUCAAAAGCAGUGUUAGUCGUUUGACGUUUGGCCAAACAAUGGGAAAAUAACACCCAGUAAUUUACAACCAAGAAAUUGUUCAUACUGGUCAUGGAUGGCUAAGUCUGAUUGACUGGAGGGAAGGAGAGUCACGGGAAGAAAAUGAAACAAAGAGGGGCUUCCAGGAGAAAUGGAUUUCAAGAAAGGGGCAAAAGAUUUAACAGAAGAGCAUCAGUUUUGAAUUACAAAUUUUACAUUCUUAAGAAUGUACUAUGUUUGUCUUGGACAUGCAGACUUCAUAAAAUGCAUCCAUAUUUCCCAGUAGAUAAUGCCUCCUUCUACUCCAAACUACAGGAUAUGGGGCUCUUAUCUACUGGAAAUUGAAAUAUCACAGGUAAGAGCCAAUGUCCCUUUUAGCUUGUUCCCCUCUUUCCACUUCAGUGUUUCUUUUUUUCGAGAUUUACCUGUGGAAGACCUGCCCAUUUUGGAACAUGCAAAAAUAGUGUCUGUCAGGAAUGCAAGAAAAGAACCAGUCAACAAGAAUGAAACUGUAGGAGUUGUGUCCCUCAUCUUAAUUAAAAAUAACAACAUUCAUGGGGCCAAAUCACUGACUUGAUUUUCCUUACCGUGUUUGUAAACUUUUCUAGGUCUGCUCAGUGCAUGCUUUGUCUUUCACACCCUCUGAUUCACUGCCAUCUUGUGAUCACAGUUGGCACUGAUCUCUUGCUUUGAGACACACAGCUACUCUUCCCCAAGUGUUUUGUGUAACAAGACUUUUGGUCAUAACUCAUGGAAGCCCCUACCAUCUUAAGACUGUCUGGGAGUGACUGUUGCUUGUGAAGUGUUCCCCUUUUCUGAAGGUGAACCAUGUUCUGUUCUUCAUAACAGUGAGAUUGGUUCUCCUUAAUACUUCAGGGUAAUAAGAUUGGUACACUGCCAAGGUUUGAUGUUGAGGGAGAAUGUGGGUGCUGUUUUUAGAACCACAGAUUUUGUCCUUUUCUUUGGACACUCUAUUUCUGCCCCAGCACAGGGCAUGGCAGCAGUGUGAAGCAGCUCAGGAAUUAAACAGUAAUGACACCAGGUGAUGGAUCCAGCUUGUCCACAGAACAGAUUUUGCCAGAAGACUUGCCAUACGCUUCUCCUACAGUCCAUACGUUAAAAUGCAACUCAUCCAUUGUGCAGUUAAACAUUGGAAGCCAUUUAGAACCAUCUAACUGCAGACAAAACACUAAAGUGGGUUUACAGUUCAUUGUAAUCUUAAAGGUCCAGAAUGGCUUGUAACCUACCCCUAGUUUUCCCUUUUUACAUCCUUCUUCUGUCAGUGACUCUCCCCCGCCCCAAUAAUUCUGAGCUGCUUGAUUGAUUGUCUUCAGCUGCAGCUAAGGCUCCGCCAGCCAGUUUUUAGAACUGGUUCCAGCAUCAAUUCUCACUUUGAAAAACAUGACAUUUAAAACCCACUUUCUGGUUUUCCUCCAUGUGGAGCUGAUACUUGCUAUAGAGAUUGUUUUUGCUUCUUUUCUCUUGGAAUAGUGAAACUCAUUUGGACACCACAUCCUUUUGACCUCAGAACACCUUUAUUUGAGUUCUGCGGUAACAGACAGGCUGGAUUUAUGAGAUAGGAUCAGUGUUAAUAGCAGAUAUUAAUACUCCCAUUGGUUUCCAGGAGAAGGGGGAUGCCAGCACUGUCUGCUAUAAGUCAGUCUAGAAAUAUUACUGCUCUGUGAAACAAUAUUACAUGCCUCAGGCCUUAUUUUAGGAAUAAGAAUGCAGGACCUAAGUUUCCUAAUUACUUAGGUGCUCCUGGGAUGUUUGUGUGUGUGUGUGUGUGUGUGUUGGGGGGGGGGGGUCAGUUCUGUGUUAGGAUAUGUAUUUUUGCAGAUACACAAUCCUAGAAUGAAACACACCUAAGCUUUUGGUCCUGUCUAGUCAAAACCAAAAACUUACAUGUUGCUUGUUUCAAAAUCCACAUAACAUGCUAAUGAAUAUCAUUUAUGGAUCUUUAAUGUAGUUAUGGUGCAAUCUAUUUUCUUUAAUUUCUCUAAAGGAUGGCUGGGGAGUAAAAGGAGAAGGAAGCAAUUUAUGCAUAAUUGACUGAUGAUAGGGCAAGAAGGAAUGGGUUAAAUUUCUUCAGAUUUUAUCAUUUGAAGAAAUUCUUGAUUUGCACUUACAUAUGCACUGCUUAUCCUUCCUUGCAUGAGAAAAUAUUUUGGAUCAUAAAUCACAGAAUCCCAUAGCCAUUAUAGACACUUGCAUUGGAAUGUAAAUGCACUGGGAUGGUUUCAGAGUCUUCACUCUUGGAAGUUGUCAAGAAAAAUCUUAGCAGGCUUCCCUUGUGGAUGAAUGAUGCUAUGGAGGGUUUCAACAAGAUUAUUCAUUAAUUUCAAACUCUGCUAUACUGUACUGUUGAUCUCUUAAACUGAACAUUGAAUGGAAUGAUGGAGUUACCAUUGCCACUUCUUCAGUGAAAAUGAUUCUGAGUUUGCUUGACUGGACAGCUUGGACUAUAUGUGUGAGAUUCAGCUGUUAUAGUAGGUGUUGUGGAGCUUAAACUUCAUUGAUAUUGUGCAUAUAUCUUUAAUUUCAAAGUGUAACCCACCUUAGGUUCUUUAAUCAAAAUACAUUCCUGAUUUCUCUGCUUUUGUAUUUGGACAAAUGAUUUGGGCAAACAGUGAUUUCGUGCUUUCUCUGUAAAAUUGCAUUGCAUUCUUGGCUGCAUGAUAGGAGAGAUAGGAGGGAGGGUAUCCUUAUUUAUUUCUGAGCAAGAUGGAGCCAGAUACAGCCUAUGCAUAGAGCAGAAUCCCACCAUUGACAUCACCAUGUUUGGCCAUACAUGGUAGCAUACCCAUACAUACUGUGUUCUCAAUGAAUAGGACAGACACAUUAGUUUUAUGUGUUCCACUUUGGGUUAAUAUCCUAGACCUUUAGGAGACAGUAACACUAUUUCUGUAUAAAUACAGAUUACCUCAGUAAUGAAGCAGAUGUGUUCAACAAAACAUUUGGUACCACAGAAAGAAAUAACAUGAAAAGAACAGGGAUAGUAUCCCACACCAAAAAAAGAAGAGCAUCUCAACACUUAUUCAAAACUAACAGAAUGCAUAUAUGAAAUGAAACAACCAUGUCAGGUAAAUAAAACCAUUCAAAUCUUCUAGAGACCACCUGAAAGCUUCUUCCAAAAGGUAUCUAGAGAUUGCUUUUUCUUUCACCAGCCUCUGCUUUUUUGUGAUUUCUAUUAUGGUAGCCAAGCUAUGUUUUUUAAAGACAUACCAGAGUGAGGCAGACUUAUCUGCUCUCCUCUUUUUCCCCUGUUUUGCCUGUUCAUGCAUGCUCAGUAACAGAUUCUGGAGGCAGCUGCUAUUUACCUUGCCUGUUGUAGAAAGGAACACAUGGCAACAGUAGAAUCAGCUGAAGUAUAAUCUCUGUCUCCCAGCCUCAGCUUUAUUGCAGUUACUGUGGACAUGCUGCUGCUACUUGAUGCCAAAAGUCUGUGUUUCUCUAGCACCCCCUCACAACCUUCCAAUCCUGAUGCUAUUAAGUACACAACAGAAAAAAUGUUCUAGCCAGACAGAGGACAAGGAGGACAAGGGGGCUUGGUAGGUAGAAAAAGCCUUUGUAAAGAAGCAUUUUACUGUCAGAGGCUUUGUUAACGGAUAUUUGCCUGUACUCUUUGAAUCUGUGAAGUAAACAGGGUAACUGGAGACAUGCACAAACACUCAGCUUUGCCCUCUGUCUUGCUGAAGCAAGACAUAACUGUUGGAUUCUUCUCAUGCUGAUUUCUUUUUUUCACAUAUAGACCAUGAUAACAUAACUCUUUCUUCCAUUAAAAAAGCACAGUACAGUGGUACCCCGGGAUACGAAAGCACCGCGUUACGAAAUUUCCAGGAUACGAAAAAAUUCUAUAGGAAAAAACUGUUCCGGGUUACGUUUUU
Messenger RNA from Sceloporus undulatus (fence lizard), 6108 nucleotides. It is a transcript of the gene MAP2K6, whose product is annotated as mitogen-activated protein kinase kinase 6. NCBI's taxonomy places the organism in Eukaryota, Metazoa, Chordata, Lepidosauria, Squamata, Phrynosomatidae. The transcript has 12 exons. Gene Ontology annotation, biological process: MAPK cascade; protein phosphorylation. The coding region runs from base 251 to 1267 and encodes 338 amino acids. Gene Ontology annotation, molecular function: MAP kinase kinase activity; ATP binding. The record is from RefSeq and is a predicted model, not a curated record.